This is a messenger RNA of Nerophis lumbriciformis (worm pipefish), 1518 nucleotides long. NCBI's taxonomy places the organism in Eukaryota, Metazoa, Chordata, Actinopteri, Syngnathiformes, Syngnathidae. The record is from RefSeq and is a predicted model, not a curated record.
AUGGAGGUGUGUGUUCUGUGGAUGAAGAAUGAGGUUAAGCAGCUGCUAAAAGUGUGGGACUUUGCCUUCAGGUCUGGAGACAUUGAACUUUACAGCUCAGCCAGAUCCAACCUAAAGAGGGGAACCAAACAGGCAAAAGCAGCUUGCCUGAAAUCUGCCACCAUUGUUCCCAUCCCCAAGAGACAGUUGGUCGGCGGCCUUAAUGAUGACAGACCUGCGGACUACAACGUGGAAGUCCUGAACCUCACUGCCUGGUGCUCCCUCGACAACCUGGCACUCAACUCCUCAAAAACUAAGGACUUGGUGCUGGAUUUCAGGGGGAAGAAGGGGGACCCCAUACCUCUUCUCAUCCAAGGGGACCUGGUGCUCAAUAGAGAGCAUCCUGACCCACAACAUCUUAGUGUAGCUAUAGGCAGCUCUCAGGCUGUCAAGAAGGCUCUGGAAAGAGUCAGGAAAUCACCACAGAGCAUCAUAGGAGUGCAGCAGUCCUGUCUGUCAGACACGUAUAACACCAGGUGUCUGCAUAGGGUCAAAGUCAUCAAAUGUGACAGUUCACACUCCAGAGCACACCCCUGUUGCCCCCAGGGAACAGCUGUGACAAUGAGACAUUUCCUCUUCAUCCUGCUUCCCUAUCUUUGUAUGUGUGGCAUUCAGGGCGCUUCAGAAUUUAGGAUCUGUGCCUUCAACCUUCAACAUUUUGGAGAAUCGAAAGCUAACAAGCAGGAUAUUAUGCUUACAUAUGCUAAGAUCAUCACCAGAUGUGAUCUGUGUCUGCUUCAGGAAGUGAGAGACAGCAAGAAAACAGCUUUGCGCCAGUUGCUUGAGCAGCUUAACAAGUAUGACCCUUAUCAUGAGUAUAAAGCUGUGGCAAGUGAGAGACUGGGCAGAUCGGAAACAUAUAAGGAACAGUACGUAUUUGUAUACAGGGCUGAUACAGUGACAGUAACAGGCCAGUAUCAGUACCCUGACACCAGACCAGGAGAUAUUGAUGCGUUCUCCAGAGAGCCCUUUGUUGUCCGCUUUAAAGCUAAAAACACAGCAAUCAAGGAGUUUGUCCUCAUCCCACAACACACCAGUCCAGCUAAUGUCUCGAAGGAGCUUGAGGCUCUGUAUGAUGUAUUACAACAUGUGAAGAGGAUGUGGAAAACUGAGAAUGUGAUGCUUCUUGGGGACUUCAAUGCAGAUUGUUCCUACCUUUCCAAGAGGAGCCGCGGCAAAUUGCGCUUGUUCACAGACAAUAAUCUGUUCUGGUUGAUGCCAGAGAAGACGGACACCACUGUUAGAGCAACCACCUCUUGUGCCUAUGACAGGAUGGUUGUACAUGGUGAAACAUUUUCCAAUGCAGUUGUACCCUCUUCAGCCAAGCCAUUUAACUUUCAAGUGGAAUAUCAUCUCACUGAGGAAGAGGCGUGCAAGGUGAGUGACCAUUACCCCAUUGAGGUCCUGCUGAAGAACAACGCAUCAAAAAUGUGCUUCAGUCUCUUCCUGGUGUCAUUUCUUAUAUUCAUCCUCAGAUGA